Aspergillus thermomutatus is the source of this 201-nucleotide messenger RNA. RefSeq lists its product as uncharacterized. Lineage: Eukaryota; Fungi; Ascomycota; Eurotiomycetes; Eurotiales; Aspergillaceae. The record is from RefSeq and is a predicted model, not a curated record. The transcript has a single exon. Bases 1 to 201 code for a protein of 66 amino acids.
AUGUACUCGAGCCAGCCUCCCUUGUAUCCCUACUCCACGACUCCCACAAACGCAGGUCCUGGAUACGAUUCACCUCCGGAACCGCGACGCGCCGACGACGAGAAAGACAAACCUCGGCAGUCUCUCCCUUCCAUCCGCGAGGCCUUGGGCAAUGAUAAACCCCUGCCAUACCCUGGGCCUCCAACAUUAGCCCCUCAAUAA